Messenger RNA from Ochotona curzoniae (black-lipped pika), 5439 nucleotides. RefSeq names its product DENN domain containing 11 (gene DENND11). NCBI's taxonomy places the organism in Eukaryota, Metazoa, Chordata, Mammalia, Lagomorpha, Ochotonidae. Gene Ontology annotation, cellular component: cytoplasm. The record is from RefSeq and is a predicted model, not a curated record. The coding region runs from base 2 to 1369 and encodes 455 amino acids. The transcript is spliced from 9 exons.
CAUGGUGGAGCAGGGAGACGCCGCGCCGCUGCUGCGCUGGGCCGAGGGCCCCGCCGUCUCGCUGCCGCAGGCCUCGGAGUUGCAGGCGGGAGGCCGGGCCCGGGGCGGCGGCGUGGGCGCGCGGCCAGCCGCGGAGCUGCCCAGAAGGCGAGAGUCGGAGGAGCCAGCUCCCUCCGAGGUGCUGCUGCAGCCUGGACGCCUGGAGCUGGGCGACGUGGAAGAGGACCAGGUGGUGGCCGUGUUCGUGGUUACCUUCGAUCCCCGCUCGGGAAACAUGGUGGAAUGGUGCUUACCUCAAGAUAUCGACCUUGAAGGUGUUGAAUUCAAAUCCAUGGCCAGUGGGUCCCACAAAAUCCAGUCUGACUUCAUCUAUUUCCGCAAGGGGCCCUUCUUUGGCCUGGCCUGCUUCGCCAACAUGCCCGUGGAGAGCGAGCUGGAGCGGGGCGCACGCAUGAAGUCCGUGGGCGUCCUCUCUCCUUCCUACACCCUGCUCUACCGCUACAUGCACUUCCUGGAGAACCAGGUUCGACACCAGCUGGAGACGCCGGGACACUACUCUCAUCUGGCUGCGUUCUACGAGGACAAGAAGGGCGUGCUGCACGCUGGACCCGGCAGAGGCAGCAGCCUGCCCCCCGUCUACUGGCUGCCUUCCGUCCACCGAUACAUGUACCCCGAGAUGAAGAUCACACACCCUGCUGGCUGCAUGUCUCAGUUUAUCAAGUUCUUCGGAGAACAGAUCCUCAUCCUCUGGAAGUUUGCCUUACUCCGAAAGCGCAUUUUGAUCUUCUCUCCCCCGCCUGUAGGCGUGGUAUGCUACAGAGUGUACUGUUGCUGCUGUCUGGCCAAUGUCUCGCUGCCUGGCAUCGGGAGCACCAUUCCUGAGUCAAAGCCCUUCUUCUAUGUGAAUGUGGCCGACAUCGAGAGCCUGGAGGUGGAGGUGUCCUAUGUAGCCUGCACCACGGAGAAGAUAUUUGAGGAGAAACGGGAGCUGUAUGAUGUCUAUGUGGACAAUCAGAACGUGAGGACUCACCACGACCACCUGCAGCCCCUGCUGAAGAUCAACAGCGCCGACAGGGAGAAGUAUCGGCGGCUCAACGAGCAGAGGCAGAUGCUCCUGUACUCCCAGGAAGUGGAGGAAGACUACAACCCCUGUGAAGAGGACCUCUUUGUGUUGUUUUUCUUGGAGCAAAACAACCGGAUAUUUCAGACUUUGUUGGAGGUGUCUGCCAGUCAAGACAAAACCCUGACAGCGGAGCAUGCGCGGGGCAUGGGGCUUGACCCCCAGGGAGACCGCAGCUUUCUCAUGGACCUGCUGGAGGCAUACGGCAUUGACGUCAUGUUGGUCAUCGACAACCCCUGCUGCCCGUAGGAGCCACAGUGGGCAACCGGAAGUUGGCUUGGAGCCUCCCUAGGACCUUGUGGUUUACUAACCCGACGCCAAGGGAUACAGUUUAGGCUUCCCAAGUGAUGUCAUUUAUGUGAUUUCCUUCCUUCCCCUUUUCUCUGGAGGCAAGGUGAGGUGGCCUUGGCUCUGUGUCCUGCGCCACUGUCUCCCAGAGCUAUUUACUCCUGGGGUUUGGUCUUGGGAGGUGUGUCACCCAGAACAGGCUGAGCUCUGGGGGUGACUGUUCAGGAAAGUCGCUUGGUCUUUGUCCCAGGGUAUGUUCAAGAGUAAGACAGCCAUCCACUGUGGCCUUAGACUGGGGGCUAGGCCAGGGACUUGCUGAGGUUUUACAAUCCCUCCUAGGGCUCAGGAUCCCUGUUUGUUAGGGUGCGUCUGUUCUCUCAGCUCACGUGAGUAGGGACCACAAGGAGAAACAGGAUGUUCCUCACACCAACUAUGUGCUUCUGGAAGGGCAGAACAGGAAGGGGGAGGUUGCUUAUGGCUUCACUGGAAAUCAAAAUUACAGAAUGAAGUCUCAGUCCUUCUCAGAGUUAGUAAUGGCCCCUCGCCGUGAUGUUCCUUUGUCUCAGUCCCUCCUCUUGGCCUGAGUUGGCGAUUUCCCAAGGGUCCGUGUUGGCCCUGGAACUUGGAAGCAAAUGGAUUUCACAGUCUGGUCCCUUAGGAGGACUGGAUCAGCGUGCUGACGUUCACGCGAGCUCUUCCAGCCAGGCCAGAGCAGUGGAACAGAUGGGCUGCAUUCUGGAAGCACUGCCAAUUUCACAGCUGGGUAACGUGGAGGCUGGGGCCUAAAACUCAACAAGCCUGUGGAUCGGUGUGGGGUGCCCUAAGCCUCUCUUUUGUGGAAACAACAUUCCUUAGGCUGAGGCUGGGCUGAGGCCCAGAACCCCAACAGUGCCUUCCGCCCUGAGAGGGUCAGCAGUGACCUCUUCUGAAAUGGCUUGAUGGGUCUGGGGUGUGUCCUGGAGCCACCUGCGUGUCUUGAUAGGCUUCAGCGAGAUGGGGGAUUGUUAACCACUGGGUCUCUUUGGCCAGAGUAGAGCUUCAACCAGGGUAUGGUGGUUGGUGACAAAUCAUAUUUUCUCAUUCUUCCCUGUUAACUGCAAUAGCCGUCAGUGUACCCUUGUCUGUGAUCCAAGACCCACCUCAUGGGCACAGCAGGGAGAAAUACCUUUCAAAUGGAAGGAUAACACAUCUUAUUUCAAGAUAAGGUCCUUCAGGCUUAAUAGCUUUAGUUAAGCAAAUCUUCACUGUAGGCUCCUUGCUCUGGAAUUGAAGACUGGAGAACUCUACAUGUGUGCAAGUCCAAACAUGGAAUCAUCAAGGUGACAUCUUCUAUGUAAAUAUAUAAAUAAGUUUGGUUACUGAAAUGUAAACUCUACAGUUUGUAAACUCUGUCUUUGCCCUCUGCCGUGUGGCGUUAGCCAUGGUUUCAGUAACAUGUGCAUUUACAAAAGGAAAAACAAAUGCAUAGCUUCACCUUGCCCAUCCCACCUUCACUUCCACCCCAGUGGGAGCAGCUGUCCUCCGCUGCCUCCGGGGGGUCAGAGGGCACUUUGCUACUUGGGCGAAGUAAAAUGGCUGCUCCCAGCAGUGUUGUUCCAGGGCUCGGGGUUCUGGGUUGGGUGGUCAGCUAGAAGAAGAGCAAGCUGGAGUGGGUGGGGAAAGCCUGACUUCCUGGGAGGGCGUAGGCAGACCCUCCUUUCCUGGAAUCGGGCACUAGGCUCAAGGAGAGUUUUAAGCACUUCUGCAGCCAGCCCUCUCUGUGCACUUAGAAGUGCUGCUAUAAGGGGAGCAGCACUUCAUUUGCACAGUGACCUGGGACUGCAGGGCUCUUUGAUCUGCCUGCUGCCCAGUGUGUGUGUCCUCCACCUCGUGUACUUAGGGCCAAGGCAUGGGUGGCCCUGGAGGGAACUGGACCAGUGAGACAGUGUCAUGUUUCAGGGGGUUCUGGGCUCAGCUGACCCCAAAGCAAAACUUCAAGUCCUUCCUGUCUGUCAGCUUCCUCCUAGGGCCAGAGGCCUUUGAGGGGGCGCCGCCUCCUGCUGACUAGCAUGUGACGUUUCCUAAGGAUGACACAUCUGAGCUCCUUUCAGGAUGGUUUGCUGUUCCCCAGCCUCUGCCUUCCUGGCUGGAAGGUGCCAGGCACAACCCACCAGCAUUAGCCACCCAAAGUGUGAAGUCCGAGGCAGCGAUCUCUCUUACAGUCAUGGCAGAAGGCAGAGGCUAUGCAGCCAGGAACUGAAGUGAGAAGCUCCUGCCUUGGUCAGAGGUUGGUUUCAGGUUGGCACACUGUGGGAAGCAGCAGUCAGGACCACUCCCAGUCCCGCCCACAAGCUCAGCCCUGGCGAGCUGUAAGCCUGGCGAGCUGUAAGCCUGACCUCCCUGGGGACCCUGUGCCAGCCUGGAAAUGCUUAACCCCGGGACACUAGGUUUGUCCUCUCCUUGCUCUGGAAAGUUAGGAGAAAUUCUAGAUGGAGACUGGCGUCCCGGGUCAGGUGUAUGGGUGGUCGUGUAGCCCGUGACAGAGGGAGGCCUGCUGGAGUGGCUGUUUUCCAGUGUGUGGGCUCAGCAGAUGGCAGGACUCAGCCUUUGGGAAAGGAUCCAGUCGCAGCCUGGCUUUAUUUAGAAGGAAUGGGGAAUGGCAGAGCUUAUCUCCCACCAGACUCAGAAGUGUGGGCCAAAUAAUUUGUUUAGAAUUAGCUUUGGCUUUAACGAAACACGACGCCUUCCGUAUGCCUGGCGUUAAUCACCGCCAUGUCGGCGCCCCGCCUGGGGCUGCAGAGUCCUCUGGAAGCUACCAUCACAGUGAGCGAGUUGGAAGGCACUUGCCUCCCAUAUGCGUCAUCUCCUCCUCCAUCUGGCCAGGGAAGGACAGCUGAAUUAAUUGCCGUCGGAAGACAGUGAUUUUGCGUAGGAACUUGGACCUCUGUCUUACGUGCAGCCCUGGAGCUCUGGGUGGGAAAGGUGCGAGGAACACUGAGGUGCAGCUAAUUCCAGAUGCCACAGGUGAGGGUUGUCCUGCAACCAGCCGUGAUACUUCAACUGGAAGCUAAUUCACUGCUAAAUCAUGGCUGGCUUUUUAAAACGCAGGCCCAGCAUGCCCUGCGUGGGCUUCCUUCUCCCUGGUAGGAUAUGGGCUACUGGGCUUGGGGUCUGUGAGAUGUCUCACUUUUUCCCCAUACCUGUAGAGGAGAAUUCCACAGACCCACGGAGGCUUACAGUCCCAGCCCUUCUCUGUUCAGAAAACCUUUUCUGAUUCAGGUCAGAGGGAGAGGAGGAGUGAAGGGCUCCCCUUACUCCCAAGUCAUGGGUUUUUAAUAUUCCAUUUUUAUUACUAAUAUACCUCUGUUCCCAAGAGCUGUUGGAACACCAAGUGGGAAAGGCUGUGAAUAAGUUAAUAUGUGUUUUUUUUUCUUAUAAGAAAUGGUAGUUUAUUUUUAUACUGAUGUUACUAUGGUGAACCAUGUGUGAAGAUAUUGAAGGACAUUACAAAACUACAGUUCUAGAAGAAUUGGUAAGUUUUGUAAUUGGGUAGCAGCUGGGUCCUCUCACACGUUUGACUGUGAAUGUGUUGGGGAAUGAAUACAGACGUGGCACUGUACAAUCUUCCUGGGGCUUCAUAGGUCAACGUGACAGUCCGAAGGAGGGUGCAGCUAGCCCUGGGUGCUAAGCGGAGCUCCAGCCCAGGAGAGGGUAGACAUGACCGUUAUGAUUAGGCUCUGGGUCAGCCAGAGGUGAGAACGGGAGAUAGCUUCCUAACUGGCACUUUAAUUCACUUUUGGAGCUGGAGUCUUGGGACCACUUAAUGAAAUUAGAAAUUUUCAAAGGGAAUAAUGAACAAAUAAAGUCCUGCUUUUUUUUUUAAUUCACUGUAGAAUUUUGGCAUAGCAUGGAUUUUAGAGCUAAUGUGACCUAAAUCUGAAAAUGUAUUUAAUUCCAUGGUAGGAAGGUAUGAAUUACUUAUGUUGAUAAUAUUUCUGUAGAUGAAUAGAUUUGCUUUCUAAGGACAACUUGGGAAUGUGGGGAUAAGGCAU